GCAAUGUCCGCACUUAUAUUCAACCAUGGCCCCCUUUAGGCCGUAUCCUGGGACCGCGCGCUGAACCUUCUCGCCGUGAAUGCGACUUCUAUAACACUGUCUUCUGUGCCACACCUCACAGAGGCUCUUCUUGUGUUGACCUCUAUCUCGUUGACCGCACUCCCACCUGCCAGCCUUCCCAGGCGCACGCCAAGGAAUCCGCACUCUAGAUCCCUGGAAGUGUAGUUGGGACACAGCCCUUUGGCUUUUCUUCCGCGCACUCCGUCCGCUCCUUCUUCGAUUUACUUUCUUUCUCUUUAUACAGCUCCACUUCGCUCGCCAACGCGCAGGUAAGCUCGACUGUAGCGCGUUUGAGCCCCAAGUCUCUGUCGACAUUCUCAUAUAUCCAUUUUCCGGUCUUGGAACGAAGAUCGGAAACAGAUCGCGAACAUGGACCCUGUCGUAUCUGGGCAGUUUCCCACCACACCUCUAGAGGACUUCAAAAACCUCACUGAUCCCACUGGGGGUGACUCUUUGACGUACAAUCUCAAUGUCUUCUACAAUCCCGGCGACAUUGCUUGGAUGAUCACAUCUACUGCGCUCGUUCUUCUCAUGAUCCCGGGUGUUGGCUUCUUCUAUUCUGGACUGGCGCGAAGAAAGUCGGCCCUGUCGCUACUAUGGCUGUCUGUAAUGGCCACAGCCGUCGUCUCAUUCCAAUGGUUCUUCUGGGGCUACUCCUUGACCUUCUCACAUAAGGCUGGGAAGUUCAUUGGGGCCCUGGAUAACUUUGGCCUAAUGGACGUCCUCGGCGCACCUUCUGUAGGCAGCCCUCGUAUCCCGGAUCUCCUUUUCUGUGUGUACCAAGGCAUGUUCGCCGCUAUCACAGUCGCAUUGGCUGUAGGCGCCGUGGCUGAACGAGGCAGGAUGCUGCCUUGUAUAAUCUACAUGUUCGUUUGGUCGACAGUGAUCUACGACCCUAUUGCCUGCUGGACCUGGAAUCCCAAGGGCUGGGUCUUCAAACGUGGUGGCUUAGAUUUCGCCGGUGGAACCCCUGUCCAUAUCGCUUCAGGCUGUGCUGCCCUUGCCUACUCCUACAUGCUCGGAAAGAGGAGGGGACAUGGCACACAGGAGCUGAACUACCGCCCCCACAAUGUUACACACAUUGUGAUUGGGACCGUUUUCCUCUGGGUCGGAUGGUUUGGCUUCAAUGCCGGUUCAGCCCUCUCCGCUAACCUUCGCGCUGUCAUGGCGGCUGUUGUCACCAACUUGGCCGCUUGUGUUGGUGGGAUCACCUGGUGCCUUGUUGAUUAUCGUCUGGAACGCAAGUGGUCAACUGUUGGCUUCUGCUCCGGCGUGAUUGCCGGUCUCGUCGCCAUCACUCCGGGAUCAGGAUAUGUUCCAGCCUGGGCUGCGGUCGUGUUUGGAGUAUGCGGUGGAGUCUGCUGCAACUAUGCCACGAAGCUGAAGUACUUCCUUCGAGCCGAUGACGCCCUCGAUAUCUUUGCUGUCCACGCAAUUGGCGGGUUUGUUGGAAAUAUCCUGACUGCCUUUUUUGCUGCUGACUACAUUGCCCAUCUUGACGGGUACACCAUCAUUCCUGGUGGUUGGUUGAACCAUCACUGGGUCCAACUUGGCUACCAACUCGCGGACUCUCUCGCUGGUGGUUCAUACUCCUUCGUAGGAACCUGCGUCAUUCUCGGCUGCCUCGACUGGCUUGGCAAAUUUAUGCCCAUCUUCAAGCUCCGCGCUACUGAAGAGGAGGAGAUUUUGGGUAUCGAUGAUGUUGAGAUAGGCGAAUUCGCUUAUGACUACGUUGAGCUUACCCGCGACGUCAAGACCCCUGACGAUGUUGAUGGAAUGUCCGCCCACUCACUGGAACACCCCGAGGCCAUGGCUGGUCGACAUGAGAAAAAUCAAGACUCGGUCGAUUCCUCCAAUCAGCUUGCCGAAUGGGCACACCGCGCCAAUUGAUUCAAUUUUCUUCGGUAUUUGCUAAAUACCAUUGUUUCGGCUGGAGUUUGAGGUUCAAACUAAGGCCGGCAAUCACUUAGUUCAUUAUGAUAAUGCUUUAAAUAGGGAUGAGUGACGGGGGACGGUGAUGUGAGAUGGAUCGCAUGGUUCUGGCUAUGGCCGGGUCAUGAUGGGGUAAAACUACGGAUGGAUAUCUACUGGAUCGACCUUGGGUGGUGGGAAGUCAAUGCUAGUCAAUGGAUGCAUCAACCAGGCGCGAUUUCUAUACCUACUGCUGCGUCAUAACUACAUAAUUUCUGUACUUUUAGUUCAUUACAAAUGCAAAGGGGAUGCAGAAGAUAU
Molecule: messenger RNA, 2292 nt
Organism: Lindgomyces ingoldianus
Lineage: Eukaryota; Fungi; Ascomycota; Dothideomycetes; Pleosporales; Lindgomycetaceae
Product: ammonium transporter-like protein
Exons: 5
Coding region: 430-1950 (506 amino acids)
Biological process (GO): ammonium transmembrane transport
Cellular component (GO): plasma membrane
Molecular function (GO): ammonium channel activity
Source: RefSeq, a predicted model, not a curated record